Molecule: messenger RNA, 423 nt
Organism: Cylicostephanus goldi
Lineage: Eukaryota; Metazoa; Nematoda; Chromadorea; Rhabditida; Strongylidae
Source: the annotation of a GenBank genome assembly
AUGGUGGGUGGUCGUUGUAUGAAGCAAGGCGUAAAGAAGGGUGCGUUAGGUCUUGCCGUGUGUGCUGGUAUUGUGGGAUCCCUGUUGUGGCUCAUAGGACCGCGAUUUCUUCUGCGCGCAACAGCACAAGAUGCCUAUGUAAAAAUCAAUGCUCCCGGGGUAUCGAGUCCGGAGAAGGACAGUGAGGGAAAUGUGCAUGAGUACUAUGUACAUACACUCACGGCUGUUUUUAAAGAUAAAACGACCAAAACUCUUACGGUUGGUUCUGCCAAUCGUGGUCGCCCUUUGAGGACCGGGGCCUACCUUCUUCUCAAAGUAAAUUCCCGUAAUGAUGUCGAAUCAUUCGAGGAGGUUUUGCGGAAAGAUAUUCCAUCAGAUAUUGCUGACAUGCUCGAUAAACAACCAAAUACUAUUACGUCUUAG